Messenger RNA from Aplysia californica (California sea hare), 1913 nucleotides. RefSeq lists its product as uncharacterized. The record is from RefSeq and is a predicted model, not a curated record. NCBI's taxonomy places the organism in Eukaryota, Metazoa, Mollusca, Gastropoda, Aplysiida, Aplysiidae.
GCCGAAGUGUGCUUCCUGUUGGUACAAAAUAUGGCGGAGACAACAAGGAAAUGAUGCCAGAGAGACCUGGAUGAAUUCAACAUUGUUCAGGAAAAAAGGAGCACAGACUGAAUCCAGAAGUGUGUCACAUUCACACGAGGGACGGGCGGAUGAGGUCGUGUGGGCCGGUUCUCUGUGCCUGGUUGGCGACGUAACAGCAGCCCGAUCCACAAGUCUGACGAUCUGAGCAGAUCUGGGUUGGGGCCAGGGACCGGCAGUAAGAGAGGUGCCAUUGACUUCCAGGACCCCGUGGUAUGGAGCACAGUGACCACUGGGAAGUAUGAGCCAGGCCCCAAAGCCCCGCGCAACUACCAGAAUGGAAUCCCGCGGAACAACAUGAGGAUAGGCCGACAGUUUGAGAGAGAGGCGACACAACAGCGGGGCCAGACCAAUUCCUGGAACAACAGACUGUCUGGCCAUGAUUACGAGCCGUACGAUGUAGAAGAAGACUCCAGAAGAGCUGGCCAGAACAACGGGCGGUGGAAGCCGAAGAAAGAGACAAACAUCGAUGACGUCUUCGAGACGGACUCCAAUGCUUCCAAGGACACGGAGCAGACAGAGGCGACGGUGGAUGACGCCACACUGCAGAAACGACCGCUAGGGAAAGAGGGCGAAGGUUCUCCAAAGUCCAAGAGGAAGGGAGACGUUGAGAUCCCCGAGGAACAAGAGCUGGAGAAAAACUCCCCGCAGCUACAGCGCUAUCUGUCCAUGGACAUGUCUAGCCAGCCCGAUCUGGACACCAUCUCGAGCCAGCUGCACAUCAAUGCGGGCGUGAGAGCCAGAGUGGAUGACGACGGCAGCUCGCCCAGCGGGAGUCUGCGCAAGAAGAAGAAGGGAGAGAAAUCUCCGCUGUCCAGGCGGAGAGGGGAUGGGAGAGAACCGGACCCGACUGUGUUACCUCCAGAAGCUUUUGAGCCGAUUUUCACUAAACCAAUCACCGGGAUCGACUAUCCGGCCAACCGGAAUCAGAAUCCGUACGGACAGAUGGCGGGGUAUCCUGGAGGAUUUGUUCCGUAUGGCCUCAUUCCGGCCGGGGCGUUUAUGCCGGGGCCGCCUGGCACACAAACAUACGCGUACGCCUACCAGACGCCACCGCAACAUCCUGGUGCCCCGGGCCAACAAGGCGCGUGGGUUGUCCAGAAUAUGCCGACAACAGACGGCAACCGUCGCACAGCCUUUGCCGUGGAGCAAACCAUAUCUCCGGACGGUAGGGUGAAAAUGUCCACGCCAGAACGCCGACGGAAGCACUCGGACCAGUUCCGGCGGACGGGGAACCGCGGAAGUUGGGGCUCCACCACCAGGGGGCCUGACGGUAACCGAGCUCCUGACUUGUCGGUCGUGGCCCGAGGCGCCGCCCCGCCUGACCCAGGUCAAGGUCAUAGGUCGAUUGAAAUGAAAUCGGGCACAGAUCCAGACUCGGGCAUACACACCACACAGUGCUCUCCGGGGAGGAAGAUGAACCAGCAUUUCUGAGCCCCAGCGGAAACUCGCGCGACUUCAUGAACACGACACCGCAGCAUCGAAACGCGCUUCCAGCCGCCUCCACCCCAGCCACAGAGAACCUGGCGUUCUACACGGGUUCGAACCCCACUGUGCCACCCCCAGAACGAUCGUCCACCCCCACAUCCACCCACAACCACCCGACUUACAACGCGGCCAUCAGAGACAGAAUUCCUAUUGACUCGACUGUCUGAAUUUCAGUGCUAUGUCUCCAUGCUUUCUCAUUUGUUGGAGUGCAACUUUUCUGGAAAUUUCCCGGAUUUCCAAAACUAUGGGACUCUCCUGACUUUUAAUAUGUAUAUAUACACAUGUAUAUAGAUAUUGUAUGGCAGUGUAUGUUCUUAUUUUUGUAUGUCAAGUCUAGCACACACACA